This is a messenger RNA of Macrobrachium nipponense, 14143 nucleotides long. RefSeq names its product tensin-1-like (gene by). The record is from RefSeq and is a predicted model, not a curated record. Gene Ontology annotation, molecular function: protein binding. The coding region runs from base 3159 to 12824 and encodes 3221 amino acids. Gene Ontology annotation, cellular component: focal adhesion. Lineage: Eukaryota; Metazoa; Arthropoda; Malacostraca; Decapoda; Palaemonidae. The transcript is spliced from 21 exons.
CCAUCAUCCAUCCAGUGCCGCGGCUGACUCCACAGUGCCAGUGUGUGUGUGUGUAUGUGGUGGACCUCGACCGGCCAAUCGGGUCUCUUGACUUGUGUCUGACCUUUUUUCCGGGGGCAUCCUGCAAGCCACAGUGACCUCCUGCUGCGCGAUCCUGAGUGGGCUGAGUUGUUUGUUCUGAGGACGUCGUUGUCGUUCCCGUUGCUGCUGGAUAGGAUAGUCUCCCGGGACGGAUGCUGAGGAGUGUGCGAGUGGAGUGAGAGAGAGAGAGAGAGAGAGAGAGAGAGAGAGAGAGAGAGAGAGAGAGAGAGAGAGUAAAGGAGAAGGGAUAUAAGUGUUUAUAGUGCUCCCCAGCUGCUCAAAAAAUCUCCUUCUUGCAAAGAGGGAUCUUAUUUUUAGUGUGUGAUAAGAAAAGAGAGAAAAAAAAAGAAAGAAAAAAAAUUAAAAAUAUCCUUCUCCUGUCAGCGAAGAGGGAAUCGGGAAAAGCGGAGGAAUUAGUUGGUUAAGUGAUCGUGACCGAAAUCAUCAUAUGUUUCGCAUCAGCUUCUGAAAUUGCGAGCGAGUGCCGGCCCAGGGAGACUAUCCUCUCGCCUCUGUACUGGAGAAACGGCGGUUUUUGCAAAAGUGGGUGAAGUACUGUAGUACGUCUUCAGAAAGGCUUCGAAAACUAGGACGAAAAAAGUUGAAUUGACUGGAAAAAAACAUCACCAGGAUCGCCAGGCUUACUUCCCAUCAUCUUUUGAUACGAAUCGGUGGCUGUGUCCUCUUCCUCGACUCGACUGAGUUUGGGGGAGAAGAGGAUAAAAGAGGACAAAAGAGGAGACAGGAUAGACAGCACAGCACAGCACAGCAGCAGCACAUUAUGGCAAUAUACUACAUGAGGUGUCCCCGCGCACGGUACUUUCCCAUCACUGCUAGGUAGAAGGGAACUCGACCCAACAGCCUCUGAAUUUCUGUCAGAUGGCCUGUCAUCAUCAUCAUCAUCAUCACCUGCAGCAGCCAAACACCUCAUUGUCGUCAGCAAGAAGCUCCUCUGGUUCUCUGUCGAUCAUUCCGUUCGCAAACAACAACAUCAACAAAAACAGACCGUCAUUAAAACGUCCUUCUUGGAGAUGCAAUGAAAGUAGAUGUUUCUCUAGGUAGACUUGCCACUUCAGAUGCAUAUACAACAUAUAUCUACUUUUCAUCUUCAUCUCUCUCUCUCUCUCUCCACGUAUUUUGGAUAACUCCGUCUGUCGAGUCACGCCAUCAGCGAUGGUAGUCGAUGUAAUGGUCUCGCACGCUCUCUUUUCAUCGUUGCUGUGUCUGAGCUGCUGCUCCUGCUGCUCCUGCUACUCCUGCUCCUGCUCCUGGAAGGGCGAAGAGAGAGCCUCCUAAGGAUUUAAAUGUGCCUUCACGUCGGUGACGUCCCAGCGACACGAACUCGAUCAACAACUCUGGCGUUGUGGUGAGAGAGAGCAACGCUUUAGCGUAGACAUAAGUUUGAUAAGAAGACACAUCUGCGCCCCUCCAUAAUAAUAUUAUAUAUAUAAUAAUAACCGUGAAGAAGAAGAAGAAGAAGAAGUCGAGUGAAUCGUCAAAUGCAGUAGAUAAAACGGAUUAAUUAACUAGUUUAACGGGCUCCGUAGAUUUUGAUACCCAUUGGAAUAAAAUUGGUAGUGUUUUAUAUUUUGUACAUUUCCGCUUUGUGAUGAAAAUAGUCAGCGUCACACGUUGGCCUCCCAUCGAAAGUCUCUCCCAGGAGUGAUAUAAAUUCUCGCCAAGGAUGAUGCAGAAGACGACCACGACGACGACCACGACGACGACGACCUUGUGGGAAAAAAGCAAACCGUCUCUGGCGUCCCGGACCCUUGACGUUGUUGUCUGUCAAGAGUCGCAUAUCAGCUCAGCCCCGUUUUUGCUCACGUUGUCGAUGACACAGCGCUCAAUCGUCACGGUGGUGAUGACUGCUUAAUUCAUGAAUGGCCCCGAGAGGUUGAAACGUCACUGAAGGGUCAUGACAAUAAGAGAAAUAAGAUAAAUAAACAACAAACCGUUUGCUUCAUCGUUGUUUUUGAUGGUCUUCGUAACAUUUAUGACAAUCCCUUUCUUACUGUUGUUGUGUGUAGGGUGUAGGAGACUGCUGUCCUUUCCAUUAUAAGAGUCUUUCUGAGCUGCGUUGGCUGCAAUCACAAAACUCGCUCAUUCAGUGUGUUCAGAGUAUUCAGUGGUGAUAGUCAUUCUUGAGUUCUGGGUACAUUUGGCUGUUGGAAGUUUUAAGGAGGAAGAAGUUACUGUCUCAGAUGCUUAUCAGUGGAUGUUUCAGGCCGCCGCUCUUUUUUUCUUAGGAUAUCUUGGUGCUGCUGUUUCCGAAUUUGAAGACAGAUUUUUGUACAGAAUUUUCUUGGACACUCAGUAUCAGGCUUUUAUUGAUCAGUAGAUUGUAUAAAGACUGAGGAAAGCUCAUUUCGUUGUCUGUCAUCACUUUGCACGUUGUGAUUACUGGGGACUUGGUGGUUUUGUGGCUAUAGUAGUUUCGUGUUUUAUACUGCAGCAUUUGUAAAUAUUUUUGCUUAACCGUAAUACAUACGUAUAUGAAAGAGUCAGUGGCUGAUCUCAAGCUUCUGGGUUAGUUUUCCCUUCAGAUUACCAUCAAUUUCUUUACCAAUCUGGGAAGUUGAUUUAUGCUUUUUCUGACACAUUGUAGGAAUCAUCUUCCAGUUUUCAUUCAAGAGUUGGCAGCUGAUUUAAUCUCCAGUUGGUUGUCUUCGUGAAACUUUAGGUGCUAUUUUUUUCUGGCAAAUGUCAGGUUGACUGUUACUACUUAUUCAGUAAAUCAAGAAACCGUGUAUCAAACGCUUAGUGAUUGUACAUAGGUUAAGAACGUUGAAAGGGUGUUCUUUCUGUCAUACCGUAAGACGUCUUUGUUAACAUUUAAAGUUCAAAGGAAGUAAGUAGUGUCAUAGCUAUAGAACGUGUUGCCAAUAGUCACAUUUUAUGCAUAAGGAAAGUGGUUAAGUGAACCAAGUAGCAAAUAAAUAAACACGAAAACCAAGUAGCAUCUAAAUACCUUAAUGUAAAAGGCAGACUUUGAAAGUGAAACUGAUAGAAGACUAGUUGAGAAGAAAUGAAGGAGGCUUAAUAUCUCAGUCAGUUUGGUUAGGGAGUGAGUUAUCGUGAUGAGCCAGCCACCAGCCCCACCACCGCGUCGGCAUGUACCGAAGCCGUUCCGUCGUCAGAACAGCUUUGCAGGCUUUCCGAGUACUGCCCUCACGAUUUUCAAUAAUAACAACAACAAUUUCAACAAUAAUAACAAUAAUGAUGGAAGAAGUGCUCAUAAAGUUGCUAAUUCAGUUCCGUCAGCUGCAAUAGCUAGUACAGCAGCUGGUCCAGUUCCUGUAACAACUGCCCCAAUUGUAACUGGUCCUGCUGCUCCUCCUGUAUAUCAACCUCCUCCAGCUGGAAGCAGACCACCAACUGGAUUUUACUCCUUGCCGAGGCACAAUAGGCCUGGGCAUUUAAGUCGGACACUAGGAGUAGGGUUCCACCUUCUUUCCAGAGUACCAACGUCAGGUCAGAAUCCUGGGCCUAGUGCAGCAGAACAGUUAGGAAUAAAUGCUCCAUCACUUCCUAAAGCUCACCGUAGAAACUUGAGCGAGGGAAACUCUGGUGAAAGUUCUAAAGUACUACAAUUAGGUCUAGGAUCUUUACCAAGGAAUAAAAGUUCUCCAAAAGAUUCGUCAUCCGUUUCCUCAGGUGAAUCCAAGGUAAAAUCAUCAGGGAGUAAAAAGAGCAGUAAAGAUGGUGACAGUAAAUCUCGAAGGCGAGAUCCUGAUUAUCAGUCUCUUCCCAGACGCUCACAGAAAGAUCUCCCAAGUAAGAGAUCGCCUAAAGAGACUGAGUCCAAAAGUCAGUCUUCAUCCAAGAAGUAUGACAUUGAACCAAAAUACAAAUCUCUUCCAAGACGACAUGAUGUAGAGGCUAAAUACCAGUUAGCUAGUACUAAACAUGAAGUAGAUCCUAAAUAUCAGUCAUUACCAAGGAAGCACAUUGGUUGUGGUAAGUGUCCAACAUUCCCCAAGAAACGUAGCGAUGACAGCAGUAGUGGAUCUCAGUCAGAGAAGAAACCCGAAAUCAUUCCAGUUCCUCCGCCGCCAUCUUCAUUACCAAAACGGCAGGAUGGCAACAGUGAUCAUCUGCCAUCCUCUCCUAAGAAGGGAAGCAGUGACCGGAAUGUUCUCUCAUCACCAAAGAAAAGAGAGGUGGGACAGUCACCACCUAAAGCAUUUGAAAAGCCAUUGGUUCCCCAUUUGUCCUCUUCACCUAAACGGCGACAUUCAGAAUCAAAAUAUCAGUCUCUGGCUCUCAAGCAGUACGAUAUUGACCCAAAAUAUCAAGAAUUACCUAUCAAGAAACCAGAAGUUGAUCACAAGUAUCAAACAGUACCACAAAAGAGACAUGAAAAUGAAAGUAAAUACCAAUCAAUUCCACUUAAGCAAUAUGGUGUAGAUUUGAAGUAUCAGGCAGUACCGCAGAGACGCUAUGAAUUAUUUGAUCCUAAAUAUCACGCUGUUCCUACGCAGAGGUAUUUUGUUGAUCCAAAAUAUCAGACUUUUCCUCAAAAGCGCCACGAUCCAGAGCCACGAUACCACUCUGUUCCAACUAGUGUACCUGACACAAAUGUAAAAUAUCAACCUAUACCUGCACCAAGAUAUGACAUAACUCCCCAGUAUAGAACCAUACCACCUAGAAGGCAUGAACCUGAUUCCAGGUACCAGCCCCCUCAGCCACCUAAGACUGACAAUUAUCCCAAAUUCCAACCGGUGCCUUUGAAGAAAAAUGGUGAACCUAAUUAUCAUCAUUUUAUAACAAGACCUCAUGAGCCUGACCCUAAACAUCAACAGUUACCGCCAAAACGAACAGAACCUGAUCCAAAGUAUCACCAUUAUCCACCACCAAGGCCCAAUGGGGAACCAAAUUAUGCAACUAUUCCUGCAAGAGUUCAUGAAAUGGACCCAAAACGCCAACAUCAGCAUCCUCAUCCUCAUCCUCAUCCUCAUCCUCAUCCUCAUCAGCAUCAACAUCCACACCAACAUCUACACCAACAUUCACAUCAGCAUUCACACCAGCAUCCACAUCAGCAUCCACACCAGCAUCCCCAUCAACAUCCACAUGCAAUUCCUCAUGUUCACACUCAUCCUCACGCUCAUACUCAUUCUCACGGUCCUCCAGAGUAUGAGUCCAAAUAUCAACAACUACCUCCAAGACCAGACCUUGAGCCAAAAUACCAGCAGAUACUUCCUCGUCCCGACAUAGAACCAACCUACCAGCACCACCCGAGGAGACCUGACAUCGAACCUAGUUAUCAGCCAUUGCCAAGGAGGACUGAUGUUGAACCAGCUUAUCAGAUUCUUUCAGGAAGACCAGAUAUAGAGCCUAAAUAUCAGCAGCUACCAAGAAGACCCGACAUUGAGCCCAAUAUACAGCAGAUGCCUCCGAUGAGAUCAGACAUUGAACUAAAACCUCAGUAUUCACCUCCAAAACCUGAUAUUGAACCAAAGUAUCAGCAUAUUCCCUUGAGAAAACCAGAUGGUGAGCCCAAAUAUCAGCAGUUGCCAACAAGAAAGGUGGAAGGCGAAUCAAAGUAUGAUCCUAAGUAUCAGCCACUGCCACAAAGAAGACCAGAUGGUGAACCAAGUUAUCAACAGCUUUUACCCAGAAAACCUGAUAUUGACCCUAAAUAUCAACCACUCCCUAUAUAUAGACCCAAUGGAGACCCUAAAUAUCCCCAGUUUCCACCAAGAAUGCAAGAAGAAUCAAAAUAUCCUCAAAUGGUUCCGAGAGACUUCGAUCCUAAGUACCAACAACUUCCACUCAGAAGGGUUGAAGGGGAGGCAAAAAGUCAGCCUCUUCCUUUAAGACGGCCAGAUGAUGAACCAAAGUACCCGCAACUUCCUCCAAGGAAUGAUUUUGAUCCAAAGUAUCAACAACUUCCACCAAGACGACCUGAGGGAGACCCCAGAUAUCACCCACUCCCUCCUUUAAGACUUGAAGGCGAACAUAAAUGCCAGCAUAUCUUGCAAAAGACAGCUGGUUAUGAUCCUAAAUUCAAACAGCCACCAAUUCAAAGAGUAGAUCCUGAACCUAAGAUUCAGCAUCUUCCUCCAAGAAAUGAAUUUGAUCCCAAAUAUCAAGAAUUGUCUUCACAAAAGCCAGAUGGUCAAAGCACGUAUCAGCAAGUUCCUCCAAAGAGGCAUGAAUAUGAAUUCCAGCCUAUAAUGACUAUAAGGCCAGAUGAUGAACAUAAACAUCCACUUCUAUCAACAGUUGGAUUUGAUUAUGAAUUUGAACCAAUUCCAAUUAUAAAACCUAAUUAUGAUUUGUCAUAUCCAUCAAGAAAACCUGAUGGUGACAGUCAUCCCAAACCUCCUGUAACUUCCAGUUGUCAAAAUCACACUGCUCAAGUGAAAGAUCAGCAGAUACCCUCUAAAGUCCAAGUAAAUGUUGCAUUAUUACAAGCAAUCAAGGCUCCAACACCACCCGAAGAAGAAGAGCUGUAUCAACCUAUUCCAUCAAAGCCCAUUCCUCCAAAUCCUGUAAAUGUUGUAUCACAGCCAGACAUACCACCAUCUAUUCCAAUUCCUUUGACAACAUCAUCAGUAUCGAGGCCUUUGCAUGUGAGUGUCCAAUCAAAACCACAAGGGAGUGUACCAUUGUAUGAAACACUCUCUCCUAAAACACAAGAUGACAUGCCUGUCUAUGAAACAAUACCUCCUAAGGUACAAACAACCCUUCCUUUAUAUGAAACUCUAGUUCCCAAACCGCCAAGUAACAUUCCUCUUUAUGAGACUCUUACUCCUAAGCCUAUAAUUAAUGAAGUACCACCCACGAUGUUGAAAACUUCAGAGGCUGAAGCACCCACUACUGUAAGUGAACCGCAUUAUCAUACUUUAGCACCCAAAAUAAAUGAACCUGAACCUCUGUAUCAGUCUUCACCAGAUGCAAGAGAUGAGGAUCCAGUUUAUCAAGCAGUUACGCCACAGAUGAUUCAAGACGUAAAAGAAAAUUACCGGUUACUACAGCAACGCAAAGCAGAGCAAGAAGCAAAAGCUUUAGCUGCACUCACAGAGCCUAAGAGAAUAAAAGGGGAUAAGUAUCAUUCUCCAACCAAAAGAACAUUCAGAGAGCGUGAUAGUGAGUUGAAACAUUCUCCAACUUGUAGAACAUUCCGAGAACGAGAUAGUGAGUCAAAACGUUCACCAACCUACAGAACUUUCCGAGAACGUGAGGAAGCGAAACAUUCGCCAACUUGCAGAACUUUUAGAGACAGAGAUGAUGAAGUUAAGCAUUCACCAACAAAAAGAACAUUUAGGGAGAGAGAUGGGGAUUCAAAACAUUCACCUACAAGCCGAACCUUUAGGGAAAAAGAUCUUGAUGUCAAGCAUUCUCCAACAAAAAGGUUAUUCAAAGAUAGGGAUGGUGAUUCAAAACAUUUCCCAAAGAAACCUCCUAAAAGUGAGCCCAAAUAUCAGCCAUUACCUAAGAAAAGGGACAAAGAAAGUGAAGGUAAAUAUCAAACACCAUCUCAACGAAGUUUAGCAAGUCGAAGGGAUACUGCACCGCCUCCCAACUUUAGGUGGCCUCCAGCAGAUGAUAAUGAUGGUAUUUACUCUAGCCUUGAGUACCCAAGUGAAGGGCGUAGUGAUGGACCUAGUGAAGAUGAAAUAUAUUCUAGUUUGGGUACUACAGAUGAUCCAGUAUACCAGAGUGUUGGUGAAUCCUCUUAUUCACGACCUCAGCCACCUCUCCCCGCACCAUCCAAGUACAGGCGACGUGUUGAUGACCCUCCCCCACCAUUACCUCCACCAAGACUCACAACAGGCCCUGUGGGGCCACACAAUCCAUUAGUAUCCCCAAGUUCUGGUGUAGCACCACCUGUUCUUGGGCCGUGCGGUCCAAGGCCACCCGUUCCUGGUCAACGAGAACCUUACCCUGUAGGCAGUAGUACAAGCCCAAGUCCAGAAAAUCUUCUUAUGCAAUCCGCACCACCUUGGCCACAUCGCCAGAAUCCAUUCCCAGAUAAUGAUGAAGUCUACUCCUCCAUCCCGUCUUUCCUAAGUUCGUCACCGGAAGUACCUCCCGCCACUCUGCCUCGCGCAGCGCAGACCGGGCGUGUUGCUCCCUCAGCCUCGUGGAACUCCCUAGGAUCUUCCAGUAGGUCCUCCUGGGACUCCCUAGGAUCUUCGGUGAGAUCUGAUGGCACCGGUAAUGCUCGCCAGCGACGCCGUCGAGCGCGAUCGGACCCUCGCAUGGAUGCCGGGGUCUUGCACCGCUUGGCCUUCACCGUAUGGCACACCGCCUUGCACAUCGAAAAAGAGAAUAACAAUGAAGCAGCUCUGACGCAAAGACAACCCACGAUCAGCAGUAGAAAUACCCAGUCGGAGGCGCGCCUGAACCGCGUGAUGGCGGGUUCCAUGGGCCUGGCGGGUUCGGGCGGCGGCGGGAACGGCGGCGGCGGAGGAGGACCCAAGAUGGACGUCGUGUACGUGACGGAGAAGAUCAUCUCCCUGGCGUUCCCCCCGAAUCUCGACGAUGCCACCUAUACCCUGCACCUGCGGGAGGUCGCCCACAUGCUCUCCUCCAAGCACGGCGACAAUUUCAAGGUGUUCAACUUGUCCCAGCACGGGGAGAUCAGCCACUUCCUGCCGAGGGUGUUGGAGCUCGGGUGGGCGGACCACUUGGCUCCUGCCCUGGAGAGGCUGUGCUCCAUAUGCAAGGCGCUCGACUCCUGGAUCACCCAGCACCCGCAGCACGUUGCCGUACUGCACGCAAGAGGUGGCUACGAGAAACUUGGCGUGGUCAUCGCGGCGUAUAUGCACUACAGUAAUAUUUGUGCGUCCACCGACCAAGCUCUCGACAGAUACGCCAUGAAGCGCUUCUUCGACGACAAAAUAGGGCAGCUGUACCAUCCAUCUCAGAAGAGGUACGUGCAGUAUUUCGCAGGUUUGCUCUCUGGGGUGAUACGCAUCAACUCUAGUCCACUUUACCUUCACACGCUCACCCUCUACGGCAUCCCACAUUUUGAGCCGACGGGCGGCUGCCACCUCUUCGUCAAGAUAUACCAAGGCAUGACCCCGAUCUUCACGUCCGGCAUCUACAACCUGACGGAGACCAUGAGACAGGUCACGAUCGUGUUCGAGACGGUCGUCCAGCUUAGGGGCGACAUCCUCCUCAAGGCGUACCACAGGAGGCUCAUCCCGGCCUCCAGGGAGGUCAUCUUCAGGAUACAAUUCCACACGUGCGCAGUCUCCGAAAAGUACCUCUCGUUCACGCGGCAUGACCUUGACGAUGCUUGCAAUGAUAUGCGGUUCCCUCUGGACGGAAGCGUGGAGCUCUUCUUCACCCAUUCUCCGGACGAGCGACCGCAGACGGUGUCCAACGUCUCCUGCGACAAGUCCCCCUGUGCCAUAGCGUCCUGGAACUCCUACGAGAACAUCAGCCUCAGCUAUAGCCAGGUUGAGGACCAAGGUAUGUCCCAUGAGAGUCGUUCUUUCCCCUUCAACAAAUGUUCCAAAAGUGUGGGUGGUGUGAGUGGAGUCAGCCACACCUUGGGUCCCCUAGACGGUUCCCUUUACGCCACUGUAACAAAGAAACGCCCCAGUCAGCAGCAACAGCAACAGCAGCUGCUGCAGCAGCAGGUCGCCCCCCCGCCCCACUCCCCGGUCUCGCCGAACGCCCCCCCUUCCGCCGCCCUCACGCCCUCCCCGCACGGGCUCGUGAAUGGUCGCUACGCCGCCUCCAUCGACUCGGGCAUAGCCUCCAGUAACUCCGCCGGCGCAGCGCCCGUCUCCCCGCCCACGUCGGACACUUCGCGGGCGUCUGGAGACUCCAGAGGGACGGCGGCGGCGGUAGCGGAAGGGCGGGUGGUGGGCGGCGGCGGCCCGCCGCCCCCCCUCGUGGACGCCCGCCAAUUGGACGAACUGCUCCAGGGGAUGCUGCUCGACAUCCAGAGCAUUCCGGACUUGAGACCGUCUCAGACGCCGGCCCCGGACAUCGACUCCAUCCGGUGCCCGGACUUCGGCAUGGCGCCCAAGGCGGAGCCGCGGACGAGUCUGACGGGGCGGACGACGUCCCUGGAGAUGACCACCACCACCUCACAGUACGUCCCCCCUCCCCCCCUCAGUCCCGUCAACGGUUACAGCGGCUCCACCACCCACGACUCGCUCCUGGACUCCUCCCUGAGCACGACGGCGGAGGACCUCCCCUACCACGCCCGCACCGACAGCAAGCCCUUCAGCUACGGCGCCGUGACCUCCUCGCCUCUCCUGACCCGUCACAGGACGACGUCGGAGCCCCUGGCCGAGGUCAUCCAGCCGCCCCCGCCCGCCUCGCCCUCCAUCCACCGGAGGAACUCGAGGGAGACUUUAAGCCAGCACAGGGCGGGUCUGGAGUCGCCGAGCCUGGUGAGGCGGAUGUCGGGCAGCAUGGGCGGCAGCCCGCCGGAGGAUGCGAGAGGAGGAGGAGGAGGAGGAGGCACCGGUGCCAGCAGCAGUCGCAGAUCGCCCUCGCCGUCGCCAGAACCGGGGAGUCGCGGAGGGACGCUGCAGAGGCAGAGGUCCCACACCCUUACUUCGCGGAUCAUGGCCGGGGAGGGCACGCCCACCUCAACCCUGACGCGCUCGGAACACACCAGGUCAGCCUCCAGAUUGGACGACUCUCUCGACCUCUCGUACGAUCCCCACAGCCGAAGCUUCAGCAGUACAGGAAGCAACACUUUGUCAUGGCUUCAGAUGCAACAGCGCAAACUCGCUGAGCGCAGAGAAGCCAAAGUUCGAGCGGAAAGGGGACCUCAGGAGGCAAGAAUGCUUUCAGAACUCCGCACCCGGAUGAAUCAGCAACAACGCACUACAACCCCAAGUUCUCGAGACGAGGACGGUUAUGUCAGUGACACCACACUUCUGUCAGAGACUUCACGUGAAUCUUCGCCCGUCAAGACACUAGCACCCCUAACGAUAAAUACUGGAGUGACAUCGUCAUCAACAAUGCCCCAGAAACCUCCCAUUGGUCAUUCAACGCCAGCCAGGGGCAACUCGGCUCCUUCAUCUCCAAUUCUGCCUACCAGGUCAGCUUCCCGGGAAAGAACAGUCAGAUACAACCCACCUCCAAGUAACCAGCGAAGUCUUCCCAGAAAGCAUUCUGACACAUCGCAUGAUAGAGAGCGACCUUUCGUAGCAGUUAAGAGAGCACAUGAAAAUGCUAAAACUUCCGAACCAGUGGAUUCUUCAUCGGCUUUAAGCCAGCUUCAGACCUCACCUCAUGGCCAUAUCAACUACACAUCAUACGCUUCAUCCAGUACAACUGAUGGCCUACUUACAACUGUCGUUUCCUCCUCAAACCAGGAGGGACUGGACUCUUUAGAUGCCCUGAGUGCUACCCUUGCCAGUUUGGGCUCCCCUACUCAUCCCCUCACCUCCACUACCUCACUGCCCAACCCUUUAAGCAGCACUACUACCACCACUACUACUACCAUCACCACCACUGCUGUCACCAGUACUGCUGAGUCACGGCAUAGUCUGACGGCUCAAACACCCCAGAGCCGAGACGACAGUGCUUGGCAGAGUGACACAGAGAGCAGCUUUGGAGGUACCCGUCCAAUAACGCCAGGGUUUCCUCCAGCAACACCUACUACUCCGUAUUUGAACCAAGGGCUUCCACCUAAAAGUCCCACAAUGCAACGAAGAGCUCAUCUUGGCCUGUCCUCUCUCUCGUCUCGACCUACCAUCAAAAAGUCUGCGUCACUCCCCAGCAAAGAGAUGGGUGUUCGUAGCCCAUCCCCAGCUACGUCUCAGACUGUGCGGCAAGAACUCAAUGGUCACUCGAGUCCAGCCCCUUCUUUAUACCAUGGUCAGUCCCGACGCUCAUCUCUAACGUCCCUCAAUGAAUCUACCGAGGUCAUUUCUUCACAUCCCAAAUUUGUGAAAGAUAUUUCCAAGUUUUGGUACAAGCCAACUAUUACAAGGGAUGAAGCAAUUAAUAUGCUUAAAGACAAGGCUCCAGGAACUUUUGUUGUUAGAGACUCUAACUCCUUCCCUGGAGCAUUUGGAUUAGCAUUGAAAGUUUCUACCCCACCCCCUAAUGUUACAAGUAAAUCUGGUGACCCUGCGAGUGAACUCGUCCGGCACUUUCUUAUUGAGCCAACUUCAAGAGGAGUUAGACUAAAAGGCUGUGCAAAUGAGCCUGUAUUUGGGUCACUAUCAGCAUUGGUAUAUCAGCACUCAAUUACUGCCCUGGCUCUACCUUGUCGCCUAAUGCUCCCAGAAAGAGACCCAGCUGGUGUUGUAGAUACUGUUGAUGGUGGUAUUAAUAGUAGUAGCAGUGGCAGUACCACGACACAGCUCCUCCAGCAGGGGGCUGCUUGCAAUGUACUAUAUCUUCAUACAGCUGAUACUGAAAGUCUAACUGGACCACAAGCUGUUAAAAGAGCAGUGAGUCUAAUGCUUGCUGCCAAGGUAACUCCAACAGUUGUCCACUUCAAAGUAUCAGCACAAGGAAUUACGUUAACUGACAAUGAAAGAAAACUAUUCUUCAGACGUCAUUAUCCCGUUCACACUAUUUCCCACUGCGGUUUAGACCCUGACGACCGUCGUUGGGCACAUAAAAAUGAGGAAGGAUCCCCUCUUGGAUCUCUGAGAGUGUUUGGGUUUGUGGCAAAGAAAGGAGCUAGUCGAACUGAGAACCAGUGUCAUAUUCUUGCUGAACUUGAGCCUGAACAACCUGCAACAGCAAUCUGUAACUUUGUUACGAAAGUCAUGAUGACUAGUGUCAGUCGACCUAAUCUUGUAUAGCUUAAACUUGUUAAAUUAUUUAAAGAGAAUGAAAAUUUUUAAAAAGUUUCCAGUCAUCUAAAUUAUUGUUCUUGAAACUUAUUUUGACAUUGUUCAGCAAUUUUUUAUGAAUAGGUUGUUUUUUAUAUUAAUAUAUUUCAAAUAUUUUAUAUUGAUGCUCAUGUAGAAUAGGAUCUAUCAAUACGUAUUGAAUAACAGGGUUGGAUAAACAACCAGUGUAAAAUGAACUAGAGUAGUUAUCUAAAAUUAAAGUAGUCUCCAUAUCAGCCAGAAAAUAUUUGCUAUGAUGAAAUCAAGAGAAAUCAGGGAAAUAUAUAGUAUAGUGCUUUAGGGACAAUGUUUUAUGGAGAAACAUAAGCUUUGAGAGUAAGAUGCCAUUUUCUCAAACUAGCUAUUCUCUAUCUAGAUACCAAAAUUCCAAAUAGGCAGUAAGUUGUCUCUAGCUGAAACCAAAGUAUUUGUGGUGACCUGCAAACAUUUUAAAUCAAAAGUGUAAUUUAACAGGAAUUGUAAAAAUAGGGUUAAAUUCACAAUGGGAAAAAUUGAUUAGUUGUGAUAUUAAUUAUGCAAACUUUUCAUUGCCAGAAAGUAACUUACCCAAUAAGUAGAGACUUGUCUUAUAGUGUUAUUAAAUUUUUGUAUGAAAAACCUGAUUUUGCACAUCAGACGAUAACCAUGGAAGUGUUCAUUAAAAUGUUCAAUAUAUAAUAAAUGUGUUGAAAUGUUUAAUCUUUUGAACAGUGUUGUGUACUUCUGCACUAUCGAAUAUAAACUAAUUUUCACACAGUUCAUGUGUUUAACAAUCAAAUACAAAACUUGUCAUUGUUUUUUGCUUUACAUGUGUGUUGCAUUAGGUUAUACAAACUACAAUAAGAAUUAUGCGUUAUUACUAGAGGAAAAUUUUAAUAUAAAACUAUGUUCUUUUCUAAUAAAAGAUUUCAAAUCUCUCUCUAUAGAAUACGCAGUAAUGACUUAGUCUUGCUUUAUUAUGCACUUUGAAUUCAUAUGCAAAUAUUUCAUACCCAUAAACUCUUGAAUAUCAGUUCAUUAACACAUUUACAAAUAAAUGUAUUAUUUGUAUUUAAUGUAAAUCUGCAUUUAUAGUGUGCAUAAAUCUAAGGUGACUUAUACCAGUGAAAUUCAGCCGUGUAAAUUUUGUAUUUAGUGAUUUAAUCUAGUUUGUCCUUUGUAUUGGCAGCCAUGUUUGAGUGAAAGCACAUGGGAAUGUGUUAGUCACUGUUCCAGACAUCUUUGAAUGUUUUGUACAUAAUGUCCAUAUGUUUAAGUGAUAGUAAUACAAAACUUUUAUCAGUUUUGAA